Molecule: messenger RNA, 1147 nt
Organism: Myxozyma melibiosi
Lineage: Eukaryota; Fungi; Ascomycota; Lipomycetes; Lipomycetales; Lipomycetaceae
Product: mitochondrial 18 KDa protein-domain-containing protein
Exons: 5
Coding region: 393-1016 (207 amino acids)
Biological process (GO): mitochondrial fission
Cellular component (GO): mitochondrion
Source: RefSeq, a predicted model, not a curated record
UGCUGCUGCUGCUGCUGCUGCUUUAAUAACAGAAAAUCUGACGUAGUACAGAUCACCCUAACCCAAUGGUAUUCACCAGACGUCGACUUCCUCCCGCGACAGUCCUUCUCUCGGCCUGAAAGCAGAAAAUAACAAGAAAAGCAGUCAGUUUCUGUUCAGCCCACCGCCGGGAUCAAAAAACCCGCGCCGAGUCGGGGCCGGAAGAGACGCAGACAGAAGACACCGAAGUAUUAAACCUACACGAAGCCCUUAAUACAACACAAAGUUUAAAGAAUCAGCUACAUUCGGCGCUCCCCAGACCUUCACCUUCUUUCCCCCGACUACUACAGCAACCACCCGUACUUUCACGACAACUGCUAUCUGCCUCGGAAUUUGGUGCAAUCGAUAGAAUAAUGGCAAAGGGAUUUGAACAGCAAGUGGAGGACAGAGUGGAGGAAGUUGCGCACGAGAUCAAGGAGGGAGAGGCUCCGCAGAGUACCGACACAAACCUGCGAUAUGCUGCCUACGCCAACCGACUUCGAACUAUCGUGAUGGCAACCCAGCGAUACGUCGCCUACACCUCCGACAUCGGUGAAUCCUUCAGACCGAUCGUGAACCCCACCGUUGUCCGUGCCUGCUACGGAAUCAGUUGGGCGUACGUUCUUGGAGAUGUCUCCUACGAGGGAUACAAGACUUACCUCAAACAGCAAGACUGGCUUACAGCAGCAUCGAAGGGUGAAGCGCCAACUGUUGAAAAACCCAACUGGGUUCUGACAACCGUCCAGCGCGGUGUCUUCCAGAGCAUUGCUAGUAUGGGUCUCCCGGCCUUCACCAUCCACUCUACUGUCAGAUACAGUAGCGCGGCCAUGAAGAACGUCAAGAAUCCAAAAAUCAGAACCUGGGGACCGGUCGGCUUGGGCUUGGCAGUCGUUCCCUUGCUCCCGUACCUCUUUGACGAACCAGUCGAGCACGCUGUCGACUACGUCUUUGAGAAGGGUAAAGAGGCUUACAAAGACUUCAACAAGAAGGAAUUGUAGAUUGUCAUACCUGUUUUUGGAUCGUCACAGAGCCUGACAAACAGUCUCUAAUUUUGUUAUCUAUGCCAUCUAUCUGUUUAUAUUCUCCGUUCCAGCUGCAAGAUAAUACAUUGCUAUACUUUACUUUCAGA